CAUUCCAUAGUUCGUACCAUGUCAUAUUCUAGCGGUAUCUGUAUUCAGUUACCUGCGCCUUAUUUUUUGCUCAGAAACACCUGAUCAAAAGGAUGCAGCCACUGAAAGAGUUGGUCCACGUGAUUUGUCUUCUGACCCUAAAUUCAAGAGGAGCUCAGAGCCAAUCACUUCUCCGCAAAUCUACCUGGCCCAAUUUCGAGGUCACAACUAUUGAGGACCUAGCGGAAGCGGUUGGAACCAAGUGGUCAUCCGUUGAUCACCAUCGGUUUUACUCAACUCUCCAACUACCAUGUUGCUGAACUGCCUUCUGAGAGAUACCCUCGAAUAACGACUAGUCAACGCUACCACAACACUUUCCGCACAACAAUGGCACUGACAGCCGGGCCGGACCCAGACCCAGACCCAGAUCCAGACCCAUCAGUCCGUACAAGCACUGUCCGCAAGCUAGAUUUCGUCCUCCUCCCGUUCCUAUCUCUCCUAUUCCUUGUAAACUCCCUCGACCGCUCCAACAUCGGGAAUGCCGAAACUGCGCAUUUUACUCGUGAUGCUGGUCUGCAGCCUGAAGAUCUGAAUGCGGCGGUUGCAUGGUUUUUUGUCUUCUUUGUUGCUUUACAGCCGGUUGGGGCUGCGGCAGGGAGAAAAUUCGGAAUGAGCAGAUGGGUGCCGAGUGUUAUGACACUUUGGGGAGUUUGCACCUUGUUGCAUAUAUGGGUCCGGCGCAGAUGGCAGCUUAUUAUGUUGAGGGUUAUACUUGGAGUUUUGGAGGCUGGCUUCUACCCAACUGCGGUAUCGUACCUUUCGCUAUUUUAUACCCGUUUUGAGUUUGGGCGUCGACUUGGGCUCUUCUAUGGGUCGUACGGAGUAGCAGGUGCGCUUGGAGGAGUAAUUGCAUUUUUUGUUUUCUCUCAUUUCCCUCCAAGUGAGGACCCCAUCGACGAAAGGAUCACUCCAUCCGACCAAAGAACAUUACGGCCAUGGCAAAUUCUCUUCUUGGUUGAAGGGUGUUUAACUAUCGUAAUUGCAAUAAUGGGAUUUUUCUGGCUACCACGAAGUGCGGGGACGGCAUGGUUUUUGAGCGAAGAAGAGCAAGCGUACGCAGAAAGGCGUAUCCUUAUUGAUCGAGCCCAGGCUGAUUGUCAGAGACAAGAAGCCUUCAAUUCCACAACAUUAUCAGAUGAAUUUGCGGAAGAAGAAACCCUGACUCGCGCCGAUGAUGAACAACGGCGUCGGCUCUUGCCGGAUGAUAUUGGCACUAAAAAACAUCCCCAGAACUUUUCGUCAGAUGCGGGUCUAUCCAAAUCGGAAUUACUGUCCACAGCUCUCUUUCUGCCGCUAAUGCUUCCUAUUCUCCUCCUCAACAUUGCUUCUGCCGUCCCUAACACUGGCUUCUCCGUUUUCCUUCCACUGGUUCUAUCUUCCCUUCAUCUUUCAUCCCCCACCAUCAGCAACCUUCUUACUGCUCCUCCAUUCCUCCUAGCGUCUGUAUUCCUCUAUAUAUUCGGCCAUUGGAGUGAUAAGUCUCGGAAACGCAUCGUUCCAAUAUUAGCAAGCCUCGUGGUGAUAGCUCUCGGCCUUGUUCUUACCGUCGUUUUUUCAUCAUCACCCUCUUCCUCUACAUCACUUUCCCCAACAAGGGCUGUGGCUAUAUAUUUUUCCCUCUGCAUUCUACUGAGCGGAAGUUACAUCCCAAGCCCACUAACUGUAACAUGGCUGGCAAGCAAUAUCCCGAACCCUGGAAAACGAACCAUUAUUCUGGGGAUAAAUGGAUAUGGGAACCUGGCGGGAGUCUUGGCAUCUAUUAUACUCUCUCCGAACUUCCAGAAAGAUUCCUAUCACAUUCCCUUCCUCAUUACAUUGGGCUUGGUGCUGGUCAGUUUCAUUGGAUAUGUGGUGCUCUGGAUCGUGAUCCGUGCGAUCAAUAAUGCUAGGGCCGCAGCGACGCCGCCAGCUACAUCCUUAGAUAUAGAGAUCGAUUAUUCAGGCUCUGGCCGCAGCUUUGGUGUAGGUGGGGCUGAGAAAAUUCCCGCCUUUGCUGUUGUAGGAGGGACAUGGUGGGAUUCGCACGUGAGGUACUGGAUUGGAAGAAGGGUGUUGGGAAUGGAUGAAGAUGACGCCCGUGUUCGACGGGGAGAUGAGAUGCUUACUUUUCAAUAUGGUAUCUGA
Molecule: messenger RNA, 2163 nt
Organism: Histoplasma capsulatum G186AR
Lineage: Eukaryota; Fungi; Ascomycota; Eurotiomycetes; Onygenales; Ajellomycetaceae
Product: high-affinity nicotinic acid transporter
Exons: 2
Coding region: 367-2163 (598 amino acids)
Biological process (GO): transmembrane transport
Cellular component (GO): membrane
Molecular function (GO): transmembrane transporter activity
Source: RefSeq, a predicted model, not a curated record